GUCACUAUUUUGCGACCAUUAAAGGGCAUAGACUGCAAUCUCGAGCAAAAUCUAGAAUCGUCUUUUUUGCAAGACUACCCCAAUUUUGAAAUUAUAUUCUGUGUUGCUUCUGAAAGUGAUCCAUGUAUUCCUAUCGUGCGGAAGCUGGCCGCUAAGCAUCACCAAAUUUCGUGCCAACUGAUCAUUGGCGACGAAAACGUUGGUGUUAAUCCAAAAGUCAAUAAUUUAAUCCGAGGAUAUAAUCUAGCAAAAAGCGAUAUUGUGUGGAUUUUGGAUUCAAAUGUCCAAAUGGAUCACGGUGCUCUUAGUAGAUCGGUAGACUUGUUAUGCCAGCCUGGUGUUGGCUUGAUUCUACAUCUUCCUUGCGGCGUUCGCUCAUCAUCCUUUGGAUCGCUUAUGGAUGCAGUGUUUUUAAACUGCACACAUGCACGCAUGUUUUCUACCAUUAAUCGUCUCAACGUAGCCUCGUGUGUUAUUGGAAAGUCAAAUUUAUUUCGUCGUUCAGAUCUAGAAGACUACGGCGGGCUGGCAAACUUUGGUCAGUAUAUGUCAGAAGACAACAUGAUUGGCAUGGCAUUGAUGAACAAGGGAUACUGCCAUAAAGUUGCACCUGAUUUGGCAUACCAAUCACUUGGAUCAUCCACCUUGAAAGAUUACUUUAGUCGACGUGCAAGAUGGACACGGAUACGCAAGUAUGCAGUAGCAGCUGCGACAAUGUAUGAGCCAUUUACAGAGUCUUUGAUGGCAGGGCUGACUGCUGGAUGGGCUUUCCAACGUGUAUUGGGAAUUUCUUUUUGGCCUUUUUUUAUUUUUAAUUUUGUGGCUUGGUUUGUAUCUGAUACAUUUGUAGCAUGGGUGGUACAUCCUAGGAACCAGCGUGGUGGUGGAUGGACAGAUUUCCGUAUGUUUGCUUUUGCAUGGUUGGUGCGUGAACUUUCUGCAAUUCCAGUGUACAUAUGGGCCAUGUCAGGUAGCACAGUUGAAUGGCGAGGCAGUAGGUUUUACUUGCAUACAGAUGGAACAGUUGAGCCAUUAAAACAUGGACACGGACCCAAGCGGCCUAUUGGUACACUGCCUAGCAUAAGCGGGCCUUCACUACAUAAAAAGAGCAAGUUUAGUUCCUCAACUGGCCCAGCUACAGUAUCGUCUCUGGGUCUAUCUUCCUCGUCAAAAUCGAGUAUCUCAUUCAACACAUUAAAUCAGUCCAGUGCGGCAGAUCCGCCACCAAUAGAUACUCGACCUCGGUAUUGCACACAAUCCAUGAGUUUAGCAGGAUCUAUGACGGGAACUUUGAUUGGAUCAGCACCUCGACGUAGUGAUACUGUUGAUAAGGUUGCAGCGUUGUUGUCCCCUACAAGACGAAAUGUGACAGCUGUAUCUAAAUCACCUUCAUCAGCAGCAGGGUUUAUAGCACCUACACUAGCAAUAAUAUAA
Batrachochytrium dendrobatidis JAM81 is the source of this 1434-nucleotide messenger RNA. RefSeq lists its product as uncharacterized. NCBI's taxonomy places the organism in Eukaryota, Fungi, Chytridiomycota, Chytridiomycetes, Rhizophydiales. The annotation marks the transcript as partial. The transcript has 2 exons. Gene Ontology annotation, cellular component: membrane. Gene Ontology annotation, biological process: glucosylceramide biosynthetic process. Gene Ontology annotation, molecular function: ceramide glucosyltransferase activity. The record is from RefSeq and is a predicted model, not a curated record.